GCGGGGUAGAUUGGCCGACCGCCAAAAUAGGCCAGAAUUCUAGACAUCCAGCUAAUAACUCUUGCCUCAAGUUCUUUCACUUGUUUUCGCUCUUGCCCUUCGUUUAGUUCCGCCAUGCGGUUCAAUUCCGCCUUCUUUUACCUCCUCCCUCUUUUAACAUGCAUCCGCACUCUUGUAUCAGCCUCUCCGUAUAGAGAAGAUCUCGUCAACUAUAAUCUUAACACCAACAAGGACGCUAUAGAUCCUACUCAGUAUUCUACCACUCGCCAAAAUACAACUUACACGUCUUCUCCCGGAAACUGGCGUGCUCUUCCUGUGUACACUAUUCUCCUUGAUAAAUUCGCCGAUGGCGACCCUUCCAAUAAUGAUUACUUCGGUACAAUGUUCGAAAACGACUGGCGUGAAACUCAACUUCGCUUUGGUGGCGAUCUCAAAGGCCUCGUCGCUCGUCUCGACUACCUUCAAGGCAUGGGCAUCAAAGUCAUCUUCAUUUCGGGUACACCGUUCUUGAAUAUGUUGUGGCAGGCCGACAGUUAUUCUCCCCUCGACUUUACAGUACUCGAUCCUCACUGGGGAACCUGGGAUGAUUGGGUCGAUACCAUCGCCGAGAUUCAUGCUCGCGGAAUGUACCUCAUGGCUGAUUUCACUGUCGGUACAAUGAGUGAUUUGAUUGGUUUUGACGGCUAUGUAAAUUCGACUGCUCCCUUCGAUCUCAACGAAUACAAUGGCGUUUGGAAACAUCCCGACUAUAUUCCUUGGAACUUUACCGAAUAUAAGGACUUUCAGAUUAGCAACACACGCAACGACUCGUGUCAAACUCCCAAAUUCUGGCUCGACGAUGGUACAAUUGUCACCGUGGACACCAACGGUUGUCUCGAGUCCGAUUUCGACCAGUAUGGUGAUAUGGAGGCUUUCGGUGUUCAUCCUGACUGGCAGCGUCAAUUGUCCAAGUUCGCUUCUGUUCAAGAUCGUCUGCGAGAGUGGAAACCCUCGGUAAUGGAUAAACUCACCGCCUUCUCCUGCCUCGCAAUCACUGCCCUCGACAUUGACGCUAUCCGUAUCGACAAGGCUACUCAAGUCACAGUCGAUGCUCUUGCAACCUGGGCCAGUAGUACGCGAAAUUGUGCUAACAAAUUAGGCAAAAACAACUUCUUUAUUCCAGGCGAAGUUACCGGUGGGAACACUUUUGGGUCUUUAUACAUCGGUCGUGGCCGUACUCCUACCAUGCUUCCUCCUGGUUUCCUCGCAGCAGCCAAUGUCACUUCGAACAUGCCAGAGUAUUUCCUCCGUGAUGCCCCUCUCAACGCGCUCGACGGGGUGGCUUUCCACUACUCCAUAUAUCGAUCGCUCACUCGGUUUUUGGGAAUGGACGGAAAUCUUCAAGUGGCAUAUGAUGUAGAUACCAACUUCGUCACUGCGUGGAAUCAAAUCUUCGUUACCAAUGAUUUUGUCAACUCUCAAAGUGGGUUGCUGGACCCCAGACACAUGUUUGGGACAAGUAACUUCGAUGUGUUCCGUUGGCCUAGUCUGGAGAAUGGUACGCAAAGGAGCGCACUUGCCACUUUUAUGACAUCGUUGGUGAUGCCUGGGAUGGUUUUAUAUUUUUAUGGCGAAGAACAGAAUAUAUAUAUGUAUGAUACAGGAGCAUCCAAUUAUCUCUAUGGGCGUCAAGCAAUGCCAGGAACUCAAGCUUGGAAACGACACGGAUGUUACAAAUUAGGUUCUACGCAAUACUUCAAUAUGCCUCUCAACAAGGGGGCCCUUGGGUGCUACGACGAAUGGAAUGGUCGCGAUCACUUCGACCCUACCACAGAUUCACGCCGCCUGUUUGGGCAGUUCAAUCAUCUCCGCUCAGUCUAUGGCUCUCUCCAGGAUGGGUUCAAUCUUGUGGAACGAGGAAACUGGACAUACUAUAUCGAGCGUCCGGGUUCAAAUGGUAGCGCCACUGAAAUGGGCUUGUGGUCCAUCUCCCGAUCCGCAAUCAGUGGCGUCCAGACACUUGGUGGAACCUAUCAGGAUCAAGUGUGGCUGUUGUUCACGAACGAAAAUACAACCAAAACUUGGUCCUACGACUGCAAGGGUGAUUUGUGGAUUUCCUCACCGUACACUUCUGGUACCACUGUCAGGAACCUAUUUGCACCUUAUGAGACGUAUACGCUUGAGGACUCCCUUUCGUCAUAUAAUAACGAUAAUCAAUCGGUAUGGUAUGGUUGUUUGAGCUCCGUCACGAUGGCACCAUAUGGAUUCAAGGCGCUCGUUCCGGCAAACGAGUGGACCGCCCCUCCUCCUGCGCUCACGGCUUUCAAUCCUGGGCAUGACGCGCGCAUCCUUGCUAAUCCAGGUGAUGCGAAUGCGACCACAGUCGAUAUCUCGCUUGAGUUCAACACGGAGAUGGAUUGUAACAGCGUUACUAACAGCAUCUCAAUGAAUAUGUCCAGCUUUAGCGGUGCGUCGACUCCAUCAAUAACGAACGUCAACUGUGGUGCUCUCACCAAUCCGGCUACGGGUAACGUCCCAGGUGUCUCACAAACGCAGUGGGUCUGGAAUGCGACAUUGGCCAACUUCCCCGAUGGCAUUUUGACAUUGACCGUCAAUAAUCCAUCUUCCUCGGGUGGAAAUGGUACUGGGUCGACCGAUCAUCUCAUGUUGAGGAAGGGCACAUCUGGAAACGUCAUGGUCUUUCCUGACAACGAUUAUAAUAGCAGUGCUCUUACCUAUUCGGAUGGGACUUAUAUUUUCAGCCACACUGCGUACGGUGCUGAUCAGUUCCGUUACUCCUGGAACUACGGGCAAAAUUGGACUAACUGGACUAACUGGGAAGACACCACCACCAUCGACACAUCCUUGUUUGAUGGUACAAGUCAGUUUUGGGACGGUGAUCAUAUUAUGGUCCAAUACUGGAGUCAAGCUGCUCUUUCUACUGCGGCAGUUGUCCAUGCUGAUUACGGGUAUUCCGGAUAUCCUCGGAGAGUUCCUCAGUUCCUGGCACGUGGUCCGUUCAACGACUGGGGCUUCGACAAGGGUCUUGCGAAUCAAAUGACUCAAAAUUCGGAGGGCAAAUGGGAACUCGAAAUCAUGGCUCAAUGGCCAACAUAUGUUCAGCUGAAUGUGUUCGGCUUUGAUAGUUUCUAUUACGGUGAUACCGAUGGUGAUGGUGUUCUUGAUCGUCUUCCUCCCAACACUGCGGCGCCUAAUUACCUUAAUAUGUCUGCCCCACCCUCUCCUCAUCUUGCAUGGUCCCUCAUUGUUGACGACGCGACUAUGACGUGGUCUUUAUCCCCCCGCGGUCAAUCCUCAGUUGGCGCUACCAUGUACGCCCUUCUUUUAUCGAUUCCUCUCGUUACUGGUUCACUCGCGGUUCUUAUCUUCAUGUGGUCAUUUUACGGCAUCAAGUACAAUCAAUAUGGUGUCAAGGUUAAAUCUUCCAAUUCCAAUUACUUCCCGAUCUUCAGUGCCUUCUCCAAUAACAGAUCGAAUACCGACUUCAAAGACGGAGGCGCCGUUUCGGAGAAAUUGUUCGGUCACAAGCACAACAACGAGAUAAUUGGCUGGCCGGAAGAUAAGAACAAGCGCCGGAAGGUAUUGAUCGCUACGCUGGAGUAUGAAAUCAUCGACUGGAAGCUGAAAGUGAAAAUCGGUGGCCUCGGCGUUAUGUCCAGUUUAAUGGGCAAAGCAAUGACGGACGUUGAUUUAGUUUGGGUUGUACCGAAAGUUAAGGAUUUGGAGUACCCCCCUGGUGAGCCAGCGCAGCCCAUCGAAGUCAUCAUCUUCGGCGAGCCCUAUUUAAUCGAGGUCGAGACGCACAUCCUGGAUAACAUUACCUAUGUCAUCCUUGAUAGCCCCGUUUUCCGUGCUCAGACCAAAGCCGAUCCUUAUCCCGCUCGUAUGGAUGACCUUAGUUCCGCCAUCUUCUACUCAACUUGGAACCAGGCCAUCGCAGCCACAGUCCGCCGUUUCCCCCUCAUUGAUAUUUACCAUAUUAAUGACUAUCACGGGGCUCUCGCCCCUAUCUACCUUCUUCCGAAAGUCCUUCCCAUCUGUUUAUCUCUUCACAAUGCAGAAUUCCAAGGUCUUUGGCCCUUGCGUACUAAGGAGGAGAUGAAAGAGGUCUGUUCGGCCUUCAAUAUCAGCAAAGAGCAUUGUACGAAAUACGUUCAAUUUGGAAACACGUUCAACCUCCUACAUGCCGCUGCAUCUUUCAUUAGUACCCACCAAAAGAGUGUCGGGGUUGCUGGUGUAUCUGACAAGUAUGGAAAGCGUAGCUGGGCUCGAUAUCCUGCUCUUUGGACCCUCAAACACGUUGACUCUUUGCCCAAUCCCGAUCCUACUGAUAUUGCUGCUCUGGAUGAAAAACCUGUUGAUGCUCACGACGUCCAGAUAGAUCAGGUCUCCGAAGCUGCUCGUCCGGAGAUGAAGCGUCAAGCGCAAGUAUGGGCGGGAAUCAAACAGGAUCCUGACUCCGACUUGUUCGUCUUCGUCGGUCGUUGGUCGAAACAAAAGGGCGUCGAUCUCAUUGCGGAUGUCUUGCCAUCGUUACUUGAGAAACGGCCUUCCAUCCAAGUGAUCGCCGUUGGACCCGUCAUUGAUCUGUAUGGUCGGUUUGCCGCUGAAAAGCUUGCUAGACUUAUGGAGAUCUAUCCUGAUCGUGUUUACUCCAAGCCUGAGUUCACUGCACUUCCCCCAUACCUAUUUAGCGGGGCAGAUUUCGCAUUGAUCCCUUCUCGGGAUGAACCGUUCGGUCUAGUGGCAGUUGAAUUCGGGAGAAAGGGUGCUCUAGGAGUUGGCAGUCGUCUAGGUGGUCUUGGUUUGAUGCCUGGUUGGUGGUUUCCUGUAGAAUCCACCUCGACCGCUCAUAUGUUAUCACAACUUACCAAAACUGUCAAACUGGCACUCAAAUCGACUGAAGAGGAGCGCGCAAUACUUCGAGCUCGGUCAGCCCUCCAACGUUUUCCUGUAGUCGAAUGGCGUCAGCGUACAGAAGAUUUCCAUAAACGGAGUAUCACCGUCAGUAGAAAUUUAUCUGGUGCAAAUGCUUGGAGAGAAUCGGAUUGUAACAGCGAAGGUGCUCGCCCUAUGGUGGAUACAGAUGACUGGGACCCUGUCAACCAAUCAUAUCCCUUACAACCUGAAUGGGACAACAGAAGCAGUAUGACGAGCGCCUCUCUGGCCAGUCCUGUGGCCCCGAACAGCCCCGGAUCCCCCGGACGUUGGAGUCAGGACACACUCACACCAAACGCUGCGCCCCGCCUCCUUCAACCUGAUGGCUACAGGAGCUCUUAUUCCACUGAAAAUGGGGAAGUUGAUUACUUUUCACACCCCAAUGCAAGCCUUGAACACAAUCAAAGUUAUGGUGAUUUCUUGGAGAAAGCUAAUCGGGUGAUUGGUCGAGACCAUCGAUAUACUCCAGAUCCAUUCCUUGAUGGGGGCGUUACCCCCAGUCGGCCUUUCGGGUUGCAUUCUCGGAUAUCGUCCGUCGAGUCGAUAUCAUCUAUCGUGGAUGAGAAAUCCAAUUCACCUUUGAACAAAGCUAUUGCAUCUUUCACGGAUUCCGAUGGCGGUGUAGCAGCCGACUUCAUUCAGAAAUUACAGGCUCUCAACGCCAAAAAUUCUGAACACGAACUCUCUAUCGAGAAGUAUCUUAUGAAGAGUGAAGAAGCUUUCUUCGGCAAAGUGAAAAAGGACAAACUGUCAAGCGCAGCAAGUAUUCGCUCGUCGCAGAGAGAUUCUGUAUUUGGCACUCCUUCCCCGUCCAUUUAUUCCCGGCCUGAAUCACCAAAAUCAGCCUUCUCUCCUAUGUAUGACGAAGGUACGGUACAUAGCAAUGGGCCACCAUCAGAUUCUGUACCAAUGACCGGGCUACAAAUCGCACUUUCCCGCGAAAUCAAAGGAUGGCCACUGUACACCAUCAUUAUUGCCCUUGGACAGAUGAUAAGUGCUACGAGUUUCCAAAUCACCCUUCUCACCGGUCGAAGCUGGGAAGACAAUCUUCAAUUAUACGUUUUGGGUGGUGUGUUCUUGGCUGCUUCUGCAGUUUGGUAUCCGCUUUUCCGCUUGAAGCCAUCUAUCUAUGUUCUUUCCACCCCUUGGCUCUUCUUUGGACUCGCGUUCUUAAUGAUAGGGCUACCUUCGGUCUCAAGCGCUUUUCAUCCAGCUCAUCGGAUCAUCGCGAACAUUGCCACCUGGAGUUAUGCUGUCGGUUCUGCCGCUGCAUUUUUGUUCUUCGGUCUGAAUUUUGGAGAAGAAGCAGGCGCUGCCACGGAAGUCUGGACGUUCAGAGCAUGUAUCGUGCAAGGAUCACAGCAAGUUUGGGUUGCCGCACUUUGGUAUUGGGGUAACUCUUUAAACGGUCAAACGGAUGAUUAUAUCCCGCCUUGGUGGAUAGCUCUAAUCGUCUGGCCAUUGGCCGUGUUGAGUUUCAUCUUCUUCUACUUGAUGUUGUUUGGGUUGCCCGAAUACUAUCGUCAAACACCUCCGAAAGUCCCCCACUUCCUGAAAACACUCUUCCGUAGGAAGUUGGUUCUCUGGUUCCUCGCAUCUGAGAUACUGCGAGACUAUUGGCUCAGUGGUCCUUACGGACGUAAUUGGGGAUUCUUGUGGGAAGUCAAUGUGCCAAAAUGGCAGAUUUUACUCCUUGUCCUCACAUUUUUCGUCGGGGUAUGGGCUGCCAUGCUGUUCGUUCUUACGCAUUUCAGUAAGACACAUACUUGGCUUCUUCCCGUAUUUGCCGUAGGAUUGGGUGCUCCUAGAUGGUGUCAGAUGCUUUGGGGAACCUCCUCUUUGGCUCUCUACAUUCCUUGGGCUGGUCAUUCAGGUCCUUACCUUGGACUAUCCCUCUGGCUGUGGCUUGGUGUGCUUGACGCAGUGCAAGGUGUUGGCCUUGGUAUGAUACUUCUACAGACGCUUUCGCGGCUUCACGUUUGUGCUACGUUGGCGUUCUCCCAAAUCAUCGGAUCUGUGUGUGUGAUGAUCGCCCGCGCAACUGCACCGAACGCCAUCGGACCUGGAAAUGUGUUCCCUGACGCUGCAAAGUGGGACUUUUCAGAAGGGCUGAAAGGGAGUCCGAUGGCUGAGCCAAUGUUCUGGCUGGCUCUGUUUUGUCAACUGGUUAUCGUGGUAGGGUAUUUCUGGUUCUACCGUAAAGAGCAGCUCGCACGACCGUAGUUGCAAUUGCACAAUGACUUUCGUUAUCAAUAUCCCUGUUUUCUGUUUCGCUGCUUGUGAUUCGCAUCCAACUGAACCCUGCACGGAACUCUAUCAUCAUACGCAUUUUCCUCUUCAUUCGGGUUGUUACAUGCAUCAGAUAG
Molecule: messenger RNA, 7304 nt
Organism: Lentinula edodes (shiitake mushroom)
Lineage: Eukaryota; Fungi; Basidiomycota; Agaricomycetes; Agaricales; Omphalotaceae
Product: modular protein with glycoside hydrolase family 13 and glycosyltransferase family 5 domains
Exons: 21
Coding region: 115-7161 (2348 amino acids)
Biological process (GO): fungal-type cell wall (1->3)-alpha-glucan biosynthetic process
Cellular component (GO): fungal-type cell wall
Molecular function (GO): alpha-1,3-glucan synthase activity
Source: RefSeq, a predicted model, not a curated record